GGUCAUCAAGUACUUAUAGACGGUGAGUUCCAAGAAUUAUUCUCCUCACCACUCUCCUUCUCUCCGGUCUACUCUCCUCACGCCUUGAAGUCGCAAAUAUGGUCCAAAGUAUCGCUCUCCCAGUCCUGGCUUUGGCCGGUGCUGCAAUGGCUGCAUGCCCUUUGUCAGUUGAGAUUACCGGUGCUAAACACCAUGUUGCUCAGGUUGCAGUGACGAACACAGGAGCUGAAACACUCACUGUGUUCAAGGGAAACACUGUCUUCAGUAGUCAUGCUACCAAGGAUUUGUUGGUGACUGCCGAUGGAGUCGCUCUUCCUUUUGAGGGUGUGGUUGUCAACUACCGACGUACCGGCCUUACCCAGGAUAUGUUCCAAGUCAUCGCACCAGGAGAGACCAUCACAGCUUCAGUGAAUGUGGCCAAGAGCUACAGACUCGGUGGUAUCUCCAAGGCCAAGAUUACAGCUAUCCAAGGCUUCAAAUACGUCACUGGAUCUGUGGCUCCAACCACCGCUGCUGAUCUCACAUUCUGUGAGAGUGCCGCUUCAAGCACUGUUGCCAUCACUCCAGAUCAGAGUAUUGCUGAGGCUGAGCACAUCUCCAAGCGCAGCCCCGAGGAGACCAGCAACUCCCGCAUCAAGAAGCGAGCAAUCACAUACAAUUCUUGCUCCGCCUCCCAAACAUCCGCCCUAACCACCAGCGUCUCCCACGCCAUCUCCAUGUCCAAGGCCGCCUACACCGCCGCCGCCACCGGCGCCUACUACUUCACCACCUGGUUCAAGUCCACCUCGCAAGAGUCCGCCGUCCGCGUGAUCUACAAUGACGUAGCCAACGUGCAGACCACCUCCCCCAAGAUCUACUGCACAGACGUCUACAGCGACUGCACUGACGGAACUGCGCUGCUGUAUACCGUUCCUAGCGCUAACACUAUUGUGCCUUGCCCGAAUAAUGGAUUCUGGGGGUUCCCUGAGUAUGCGUCGACUUGUGCGAAUGAUGAUUAUGAUCGCGCGGGGUCGAUUCUGCAUGAGAUGACUCACUUGUAUGGUACUACUGAUUGGGCUUAUGGACCGACUGCUGCGAAGGCUUUGACGGCUGCUAAGGCGGCUCAGAAUGCGGAUACGUAUGAGAUGUAUGCUGGGAGUGUGAGAUUGGGCGGUUGCAGCUCUUAGAUGAGGAUUGUGAAUCAGUGUCGGGGAAUUGUGAGGUCUGGAGAUUGGGAUUGUUGAUGUGAUUCAUGAGAGGACUAGGAUGGGUGGAAACUUUCUUGGUUAGCAUUAUGCAUUUGCGAGAAACCUCGCUCAGCAAAAGCAUUCUCGCCUGGACCGGGCUUAUCUAUUCAAGUCAUCCAUUUAAAAAUCUGAAUUGGACGUUUAUAAAG
Molecule: messenger RNA, 1375 nt
Organism: Cadophora gregata
Lineage: Eukaryota; Fungi; Ascomycota; Leotiomycetes; Helotiales; Ploettnerulaceae
Exons: 3
Coding region: 99-1166 (355 amino acids)
Biological process (GO): proteolysis
Molecular function (GO): metalloendopeptidase activity
Source: RefSeq, a predicted model, not a curated record